AUGAAACCGGCGGCUAGACCUUUUGCUUGGCGGCUAGCCGUGGUCUUGUGCCGUUACAACCUGGGCGUCUCGGCGCUGUCUAAGGAGUUUCCACAAGACUUUGACUUGCUGCCAAGUAUGGCCUCGGGCAGAUCCCUUGUAGGGCUGUCCAAGCAACCUCCCCCGUUGGACCACUGGUCUAGCGGCGAAGGCUGGAUUCGGUGGAUUACUAGGCGAUGCCAAACGUCCAUUGAACGCAAUGGGGACCCACGUAUCCCCUCUGACGCUGGGCGGUCGCAGCAUGCUGUGGCCACCCCGGCGGAAGAAGAAUUGUGGGCUACGCAAGCUCAGCUAGACACUUUCACUUGCUGA
Messenger RNA from Candidozyma auris, 351 nucleotides. RefSeq lists its product as uncharacterized. Bases 1 to 351 code for a protein of 116 amino acids. Lineage: Eukaryota; Fungi; Ascomycota; Pichiomycetes; Serinales; Metschnikowiaceae. The record is from RefSeq and is a predicted model, not a curated record. The transcript has a single exon.